UUGGAUAAAAUGGAAGGUGAGUGGAAGCCUGUAGUAUUUGAGAUCAUGGAUUACAAGGACACCGGUACAUACAUCAUGAAAGGCUCGGAUGAAUGUACCCAGCUGUUGGACGAUCACAUUGUUAUGACCCAGAGUAUGUCAUUCUCACCGUACAAAAAACCAUUUGAGGAUAGAAUCAACACUUGGGAGUCCAAAUUGAGGAUGACUCAAGAUGUUCUGGAUGAGUGGCUACUGUGUCAAAGGUCAUGGCUUUACUUGGAGCCCAUCUUCAGUUCUGAUGACAUCAAUCGUCAGUUGCCUGUUGAAGGAAAACGAUAUCAGACUAUGGACAGAAUGUGGAGAAGGAUAAUGAAAAAUGCAAAAGAGAACCCACAGGUCAUUUCUCUGUGUGCAGAUGCAAGGCUUCUGGAGAACCUCAAAGAAUGCAACAAGCUUCUAGAUCAGGUUCAGAAGGGACUGAGCGAGUACCUGGAGACAAAGCGGGCUGCCUUCCCACGAUUCUACUUCUUGUCCGAUGAUGAACUGUUGGAGAUCCUCUCACAGACAAAAGAUCCUACAGCAGUCCAGCCACAUUUGAGGAAAUGUUUUGAGAAUAUUGCUAGGUUACGAUUUGAAGAUGAUCUAAAGAUAAGCCAGAUGUUCUCAGGUGAGGGUGAAAUGGUACCAUUCUGUGAACCUCUCUAUCCCAAUGGAAACGUAGAGGACUGGUUGCUGGAGGUGGAACGGGUGAUGAGAGACAGUCUGAAGCAAGUACUUGGUGAAUCUAUCAAAAAAUAUGCAGAAGAGGAAAGGACAAAAUGGGUGUUGGAUUGGCCAGGUCAAAUUGUCAUCGCUACUUGUCAAGUGUACUGGACCAAGAUGGUGGAAGAUGCUAUCAAGGCAAAUUCACUUCCAGAACUACAUGAGGUGCUCAAGCAGCAGAUCAAUGAUUUAGUCAACCUUGUCCGUGGUAAACUCUCCAAACUAGAACGUAUGAUGAUGUCAGCAUUGAUUGUGAUAGAAGUCCAUGCUAGGGAUGUGGUUGGCACCAUGUGCCUGGAAGGAGUCAGCAAUUUGAAUGACUUUGAGUGGAUCAGCCAGCUCAGAUAUUAUUGGAUUGAAAACAACUUGUAUGUACGUGCUGUUAAUGCGGAGUUUGAGUAUGGCUAUGAAUACCUGGGAAACUCAGGCCGACUGGUCAUUACCCCGUUAACUGAUCGUUGUUACCUAACGCUUACCGGUGCCCUUCAUCUCAAGUUUGGUGGCGCCCCAGCAGGCCCUGCUGGAACAGGAAAGACUGAAACCACUAAGGAUCUUGGCAAGGCUCUAGCCAUCCAAACAGUGGUAUUCAACUGCUCUGAUCAGCUCGAUUUCAUGGCCAUGGGUAAGUUCUUGAAAGGCCUUGCCAGCUCCGGUGCCUGGGCCUGCUUUGAUGAGUUCAACCGUAUCGACAUUGAAGUGUUGUCUGUAGUAGCCCAGCAGAUUACUACCAUCCAAAAGGCUCAACAACAAAAGGUGGAUCGUUUCAUGUUUGAGGGUGUGGAGAUCGCCCUCAAGAGCUCUUGUGCCGUCUUCAUUACCAUGAACCCUGGCUAUGCUGGUCGUACAGAACUCCCAGAUAACCUAAAGGCCUUGUUCCGUCCAGUUGCUAUGAUGGUCCCUGAUUACGCCAUGAUUGCCGAGAUUUCGCUAUACUCGUAUGGAUUCAGUGACGCUAAAGUUCUGGCUAAGAAAAUCACAACUACUUUCAAAUUGUCAUCAGAACAGCUCAGUUCACAAGAUCAUUAUGAUUUUGGUAUGAGAGCUGUGAAGACUGUUAUUUCUGCAGCUGGAAAUCUGAAGAGAGAAAAUCCAGAAAUGAAUGAGGAAUUGAUAGUGUUGAGAGCUAUCCGUGAUGUUAAUGUUCCCAAGUUCUUGCAAGAUGAUUUAAAGCUGUUCAACGGCAUUGUUUCUGAUCUUUUCCCAAAAAUCAAAGAGGAACCAAUAGAUUAUGGUGCGCUGGAUGCCGCGCUGAGGAGCACAUGUUUCAAGAUGGACUUGAAAGACGUUGAUGGAUUCAUCACAAAAUGUAUCCAGCUAUAUGAAACAACGGUCGUUAGACAUGGUCUCAUGUUGGUCGGUCCGGCCGGGUCGGGCAAAACCAAGUGCUACGAGGUGUUGAAACGGUCUCUCACGUCCCUCAAAGGAGAGCCAGCUGUAGGGGGCGGUGUUUAUGAGACCGUUCAUACCUUUAUAUUGAACCCCAAGAGUAUCACCAUGGGGCAGCUGUACGGUGAAUUUGAUUUGCUGACUCAUGAAUGGACUGAUGGUAUUCUGUCGUCAUUGAUUCGCAUGGGCUCAGCCAAGCAGGAUGAAGAUGCCCGUUGGUACAUAUUUGAUGGCCCUGUGGAUGCUGUUUGGAUUGAGAACAUGAACACAGUUCUGGAUGAUAACAAGAAACUGUGCUUGAGUAGUGGUGAAAUUAUAAAGUUAACAGAGUUUCAAAGGAUGGUGUUUGAAGUAGCUGAUUUAGCUGUUGCAUCGCCUGCUACUGUCAGUCGAUGUGGUAUGGUUUACAUUGAGCCUAGCAUCCUAGGCCUCAGCCCCUUCACUGAAUGCUGGCUGAAGAAGCUGCCCGAUGCUAUCUACCCAUACAAGGACACAUUAGCAGAUCUGUUUACCAAGUUUCUUGAGGAUUCUAUUGGUUUUAUUCGUACAAAUUGUAAAGAGAUCGUUGGCAACAUUGACAGCAACCUGACGUUGAGCUUGACUAGACUCAUGGAUUGUUUCUUUAAACCUUUUGUACCAAAAGAGGACAGUGGCAGGGCAAUGAGUGCAGAACAAAGGGGUGAUAGGCCUCUGCCUGCCGAGAGUCUGAUGCGUAUUGAGGAACUGAUUGAGCCUUGGUUCAUCUUCUCAUUGAUAUGGAGCAUAGGUGGUACCAUUGAUGGAGAUAGCAGGAGGAAAUUUAGCGAUUGGUUGAGAGAAAAGAUGAAAAAAGAAAAUGUGAAAAUACUGUUUCCACCUGAUCACUUGGUUUACGAUUACAAAUUGGAUGAUGGUGGUGUAACUAAAUUUUCCAAGGGAGAUGACGAAGAAGAUGAAGGUGAUGCAGACAAGAAGAAAGAGAUUCGCUGGGUUGAUUGGAUGGACGGCGUUGCUCAAUGUAAGAUUUCGCCAGAAACGCCAUAUGCUGACAUCAUUGUCCCCACGCCAGACACUGUACGAGGAUCAUGGCUUAUUGAGACUUUACUUGUCAACAAGAAACAGGUACUGUGUGUUGGUGAUACAGGUACAGGUAAAACACUGACCAUCGCUGAUAAGCUGCUGAAGAGUAUGCCCAAGGAUUUCCUCAGCAACUUCAUCUCAUUCUCCGCAAGAACAAGUGCUAACCAAACGCAGGAUCUCAUUGACAGCAAGCUUGACAAAAGACGCAAGGGUGUGUUUGGACCACCUCUUGGCAAAUACUUUGUCUUGUUUGUAGAUGACUUAAACAUGCCCGCCCUCGAAGUCUAUGGCGCACAGCCUCCUAUUGAGCUGCUCAGGCAGUGGAUGGACCACAAAGGAUGGUAUGACAGAAAGCAAAUAGGUGCAUUCCGUGAACUUGUUGACAUCACUUUCGUAUGCGCUAUGGGUCCCCCUGGUGGCGGUCGUAACCCAGUUACAACACGUCUCAUGCGGCAUUUCAACUAUCUGUCAUUCUGUGAAAUGGAACAUGCCAGUAAAUCGCGUAUUUUCUCUACCAUCCUAAGAUGUUGGCUUGGUGACAACCAGUCUAUCAAUGAGUUCUGUCAUGAGCUUGUGAACUCAUCAAUUGAAGUCUACGAGACCGUCACAACACAGCUUCUACCCACCCCAGCCAAGAGCCAUUACACAUUCAAUCUCAGAGAUCUCUCCAAAGUGUUUCAAGGCAUGUUGAUGGUUGAUGCAAGCAAAAUUGAAAACCUGUCUGGUCUUCUGCGUGUGUGGUUCCACGAGAACUGCCGCGUGUUCAAGGACCGUCUGGUGAACGAUGAAGACCGUGAGUGGUUUGAUAAUUUGCUCACUAAACAAAUGGUGGAGACGUUUAAAGCAGACCCAGCAGAGGUGGUCCACAGUGAUCCGUUGAUCUAUGGUGAUUUCAUGAUCCCAAACGUUGACAAUAAGAUCUAUGCAGAGAUUAUGGAUCACACUAAGAUGGUAACCAUUUUAGAAGAGUACCUUGAAGAUUACAACCAGGUGAACACAGCACGAAUGCGCCUUGUACUCUUCAUGGACGCCGUGAAGCAUGUGUGCCGUAUCAGCCGUGUCAUAAGGCAACCACUGGGUAAUGCUCUGUUGCUGGGAGUAGGGGGCAGUGGGCGACAGAGUUUGACGAGGCUAGCUGCUCACAUGGCUGAAUAUGACUGUUUCCAGAUAGAGCUGUCUAAAAAUUAUGGCAUGAAUGAAUGGAGGGACGACUUGAAGAAAGUGAUGUUGAAAGCUGGUUUAGAAAACAACCCAAUAGUAUUUCUAUUCAGUGACACCCAGAUUAAGAGUGAGUCGUUCCUAGAAGACAUCAACAACAUACUGAAUUCUGGAGAUGUGCCUAACAUCUAUGGUUUUGAUGAGUUGGAUGAGAUAUACAAUGCAAUGAAACCUAUUGUACAAGAGGCAGGCCUUCAGGCUACCAAAGCUAAUUUGUUCUCAGCCUACACAAAGCGGGUCAAGAGCAAUACACACACUGUGCUGUGCAUGAGCCCCAUCGGUGAGAUAUUCCGUGCACGAUUGAGGCAGUUCCCUUCGCUGGUAAACUGUUGUACAAUUGAUUGGUUCAGCGAGUGGCCUAGGGAUGCUUUGAGAUCUGUUGCACAGAACUUCUUGAAAGAAAUUACAGAAUUGGAUGAUAAUGAUGAGAUUAAUGAAGGAUUGGUUAAUGUGUGUGUUGAUAUUCAUCAGUCGGUUGCUGAUAAGUCUAUUCAGUACCUUGCGGAGUUGUCCAGGCAUAAUUAUGUCACUCCCACCAGUUAUCUUGAGUUGCUUGGCAUCUUCUCAAAGCUUAUCGGUCUCAAGACGAACGCCCUGAAAACAGCAAGAAACAGGACGAAAACUGGUCUAGAUAAGUUGCUACACACAGCAGAUGAAGUCACUAAGAUGCAAGAGGAGCUAGAAACGAUGAGGCCAAUGUUGGAGGAGGCGGCUAAGGAGACAGAGGUGACAAUGAAGAAGAUCGCAGAGGAUACUGUAAUAGCUAAUGAAACAAAAGCUGUGGUGCAGAAGGAGGAGGAACAGGCAACAGCUAAAGCUAAGGAGACCCAGGCUAUAGCUGACUCAGCUCAGAGGGACUUGAAUGAAGCACUCCCGGCACUGGAUGCUGCACUCGCAAGCUUGAAAUCCCUCAAUAGAACCGAUGUGGUUGAGGUACGUGCUAUGCAGCGCCCUCCAGCAGGUGUGAGGAUGGUGAUUGAAGCUGUGUGCAUCAUGAAGGGAAUAAAACCAAAGAAAGUUCCUGGUGAAAAACCAGGAACGAAGGUGGACGAUUACUGGGAACCCGGCAAAAACUUGCUUCAAGAUCCAGGAAAGUUUUUGGAUAGUCUAUUUGCUUAUGAUAAGGAUAAUAUACCAGACAGUGUGAUUCAUAAGAUCCAACCAUACAUCGACAGUGAGGAGUUCACACCUGCUGCCAUUGCCAAGGUGUCCAAAGCGUGUACAUCCAUCUGUCAGUGGGCUAGAGCUAUGCAUAAAUACCAUUUCGUAGCCAAGGCAGUUGCACCUAAGAGGGAACAAUUGCGUAUAGCCCAGGCAGAUCUUGCCGCCACGCAGCGUAUCCUGGACGAAGCCCGUGCCCGGCUACGUGAAGUGGAGGAUGGUAUUGCCACCCUGCAGGCCAAAUACAGGGAUUGUGUCGCCAAGAAAGAGGAGCUGGAGAUGAAGUGUGAACAGUGUGAGGCUCGAUUGGGAAGAGCUGAUAAGCUGAUAGGCGGCUUGGCUGAUGAAAAAGACCGUUGGCAAGAAUCUGUAUCAAAACUGAAUGAGAUAAUUGACAGCAUUGUGGGUGAUGUCGUCGUUUCCGCUGGCUAUGUUGCAUAUCUUGGUCCAUUCACGGGUGAAUAUAGACUUUCAAUGGCUGAAGAAUGGAUUAGAGCUUUAGAUACCCAUCAUGUACCUCACACAAGUGACUGCAGCUUCCAGAAUGCUUUUGGUGACCCGGUCAAAAUACGUACUUGGCAAAUAGCUGGCCUGCCACGAGACAACCUCUCGGUGGAGAACGGUGUGAUCGUUCAGUUCUCCCAAAGAUGGCCACUCUUCAUUGACCCACAAGGACAGGCUAAUAAAUGGGUCAAGAGUCUAGAAAAAGACAAUGGUAUUGAUGUGAUCAAACUAACUGAUAGGGACUUCCUAAGAAGCCUUGAGAAUGCUGUAAGGUUUGGUAAACCAUGCCUACUAGAGAACAUCGCAGAGGAACUUGAUCCAGCUCUUGAACCCAUCCUACUCAGACAAACAUUCAAGCAGCAAGGAAGCACCGUGAUCAAACUAGGUGAUGCUGUCAUACCUUACCACGAUGACUUCAAGUUUUACAUCACCACCAAGUUACCCAACCCACAUUACACACCUGAGGUAUCCACCAAGGUAACACUUGUCAACUUCACCUUGUCACCCAGUGGUCUUGAAGAUCAACUGUUGGGUCUGGUAGUAGCCGAGGAACGACCUGAUCUUGAGGAGGCCAAGAACCAGUUGAUUGUUAGCAAUGCUAAGAUGAAGCAAGAACUGAAAGAGAUUGAGGACAAGAUUCUUGAACGACUUAGCAACUCAGAGGGCAACCCUGUUGACGAUAUUGACCUCAUUGCGACCCUGGAAGCAUCAAAGGUCAAAGCACAUGAAAUCCAGGCUAAAGUGGUAGUCGCUGAGCAGACAGAACGUGAAAUAGAUGAGACACGUUCACAGUACAUUCCUGUGUCUGUCCGUACCCAGCUGCUGUUUUUCUGCACAACAGAUCUUGCGAACAUUGAUCCCAUGUACCAGUAUUCUCUGGAGUGGUUCAUCAACAUCUUCUUGUCUGGCAUUGCAAACUCUGAAAGAGCAGAGAAUGUUGCACAGCGUAUUGUGAACAUCAAUGAUUAUUUUACAUUCAGUUUGUAUAGUAAUGUAUGCCGCAGUUUGUUUGAGAAACACAAGUUGCUGUUUGCUUUCCUUCUCUGUACACGAAUUAUGCAGAAUGAUGGCAAGAUCAACAUGGAUGAAUGGCGCUUCCUGCUGUCUGGUGGAACCACGAUUCCAAAGGAGCUCCUGAACCCUGCUAAAGAAUGGUUGUCAGAGAGAGCGUGGAAGGAAAUUCUCUCAAUAGCAUCUCUGAAAACAUUUGCGAGCUUUGCUGAAGACUUCUGCAACCACCUUGAGGGGUACAAGAGAAUCUUUGACAGUGUCGACCCUCAUCGUGAGGACCAGCCUGGCGAUUGGAACACCAAACUUGACAGCUUCCAAAAGGUUCUUGUCCUGAGAUGUAUCCGGGCGGAUAAAGUCACAAAUGCUAUGCAGGAUUUUGUUGCCACUCACCUGGGUCAGCAAUUUAUCGAGCCCCAGACUGCUGAUCUGUCGAUAGCGUUCAAAGAAUCUUCUCCAGCCUCACCUCUUGUGUUUGUCCUCUCAGCUGGCACAGAUCCAGCUGCCGAUCUCUACAAGUUUGCAGAGGAAAUGAGGUUCUCAAAGAAACUGACUUCCAUAUCUCUUGGACAGGGACAGGGUCCACGUGCAGAGGCACUGAUGCGGAGUGCCAUGGACCGUGGCAAAUGGGUGUUCUUCCAGAACUGUCACUUGUCACCAAGCUGGAUGCCAUCGCUUGAGAGAUUGAUUGAGAACAUUGACACUGACAAGGUUCACAGAGAUUUCCGGUUGUGGUUGACUAGUCUGCCUAGCCCUAAAUUUCCGGUAGCCAUACUACAAAACAGCUCCAAGAUGACCAUUGAGCCUCCAAGAGGCAUUAAAGCUAACCUGCUCUCAGCCUACGCUAACCUCAACGAUGAUUUCCUGAACUCGUGUGGAGAGAAAACCGGUACAUUCAAAUCGUUGCUAUUGUCGUUAUGUCUCUUCCAUGGUGUCAACAUUGAGAGGCGCAAGUUUGGCGCCCUUGGUUUCAACAUCCCGUAUGAGUUCACCACAGGUGACAUGCGUAUCUGCAUCAGCCAACUAAAGAUGUUCCUGCUGGAAUAUGACACUAUUCCAUUUAAGGUGUUGAAGUACACCGCUGGCCAUAUCAACUACGGAGGGCGUGUGACAGAUGAUCAGGAUAGGCGAUGCAUUAUGAAUAUCCUUCAGGAUUACUACAACGAGAGCGUCCUCAACGAGGAACAUAUCUACUCCCCAUCCGGAAUAUAUAGACAAAUACCAACUACCAUGGAUCACAAUGGAUAUGUUUCAUACAUCAAGAGCUUGCCCAUCAAUGAUACCCCUGAGAUAUUUGGACUUCAUGAUAAUGCCAACAUCACAUUUGCACAAAAUGAAACAUUUAGUCUACUGAGUGGCCUGCUGAAACUACAACCAAAGACAGCAUCAGGAUCAGGACGGUCUAGAGAAGAGGUGAUAGAGGAGAUGGCAAAACGGAUCUUGGAUGUUGUCCCCAAAGCAGUGGACAUUGAAAUGGUCAUUAAGAAACAUCCAGUGAGGUACGAGGAGUCCAUGAACACUGUGUUGAUACAAGAAGUCAUCAGAUACAAUCGUCUGUUAGUGGUAAUCCAGAAGGCAUUGCACGACGUCCUGAAAGCUUUGAAAGGCUUAGUUGUGAUGUCGGAAGAACUAGAGACUAUGUCUAACCAAAUGUUCAAUAAUACAGUGCCAACAAUGUGGGCCAACAAGGCAUAUCCUUCACUGAAGCCACUGUCGUCCUGGGUGUCUGACUUGGUAACCAGAAUGGAUUUUGUCCAGGAUUGGAUAAAUAAGGGCAUCCCAAGUGUGUUCUGGAUCUCCGGGUUCUUCUUCCCACAAGCCUUCUUGACCGGCACUUUACAGAACUAUGCAAGGAGAGCUGUCAUCUCAAUUGAUACCAUUACAUUUGACUUUAAGGUUAUGAGAGAAGCUUCAUCAGAAUUAACAGAAAGACCGGAAAAUGGCUGCUAUGUAAGAGGUUUAUAUUUAGAGGGCGCUCGCUGGGAUCACCAUAAACACGAGUUAACCGAAUCCCGACCGAAAGAAUUAUACACAGAUAUGCCUGUCAUCCAGCUGAUUCCUGUAGCUAGCCGAGUACAGCCUACUAGUGGAAUUUACGUGUGCCCAGUCUACAAGACUCUCACAAGAGCUGGUACUCUAUCAACCACGGGUCACUCAACCAACUUUGUGUUCUUUGCUGAGGUGACAUCAUCAAUGCCGCAGUACCAUUGGAUAAAGAGGGGUGUUGCCCUGAUAUGUGCAUUGGAUUAUUAAUAUUGAAUUCUAAUUAAAUUCCGUCCAUUCCAAUCAAAUGCUAAAUUGUUAUAUUUUCAAAUGACCAUCUAGUUAAAGAUAUAAAAAUUGUACAAAAAAAAUAUAUACAAUGAAUAUUUUUAUUAAAUUUAUUUUAUAUUUCAUAUUGUAUUUAUUGGGUCAAAAUGUUUCUUAAGAUUCUGGCAACAGCCAUAUUCCGUCCAGUUUUAUUACUUUGUGGUGUGUUCCAUUAACAAUAGACAUGAAUUUAUGUUUUAUUUAUAAUUUGAUGUAAUUAUGAAUCAGGUUAUGAGUACAUAUUCAUAACUCACAUGAAGAUUGGUGAAGAUGCUUAUCACAAUAUGUGUAACACUUACUUCAUAUAAAUUUUACUCAAUAUUGUAAUUAUAUAAAUUUAAACAUUAACAUUAUAUAUCAUACAUGGUAUAAUUUUAUUUUGGUUUUUAAAAAUUUUAUCCUCUCCAUUAUUAUUGUAAUUUAUUAAAUAUUAUUAUUAUU
Messenger RNA from Anneissia japonica, 9828 nucleotides. Its product is annotated as dynein heavy chain 1, axonemal-like. The record is from RefSeq and is a predicted model, not a curated record. Gene Ontology annotation, cellular component: dynein complex. The transcript has 53 exons. Gene Ontology annotation, molecular function: dynein light intermediate chain binding; ATP binding; dynein intermediate chain binding. Lineage: Eukaryota; Metazoa; Echinodermata; Crinoidea; Comatulida; Comatulidae. Gene Ontology annotation, biological process: microtubule-based movement. The coding region runs from base 10 to 9330 and encodes 3106 amino acids.